UGCAAUGUCAGUUUUGCAAUAGUAUUUUCCAUCUUUAAAAUCUAAAUUACAAAAUUUCCUACCAUCAUCAUUCUAACAGUGUUUAAAUCUCAAAACGUAAAAUGUGUGACCAAGAAUUCAGGACUCUUCGCUUCGAUCCCAGGUUUCCCAACCAGAAUCAGACAAAUGCAUGCUACAUGAACUACUGCGACUACUACCGCUGCAAGCGGUUGCUCGGUGACGUGGACGACUGCAAGAUCUUCAAGCGCUACUUUGAGACCAUAUGCCCCAACUUCUGGAUCGAACACUUCGAUGAAUUGCGGGAGAAGGGGGCGUUCCCGGGACGCAUAUAGUGCUUCUAUAUACACCUCUAACGUGUACCUAGUGUUAGAACUGUCGUCAUUAAUUUAAAUUUUUGUAACUAAUAAUGAAAUGAAAUUCAAAAUUGUUUUAAAU
This is a messenger RNA of Leguminivora glycinivorella, 435 nucleotides long. RefSeq names its product cytochrome c oxidase subunit 6B1-like. Gene Ontology annotation, cellular component: mitochondrion; respiratory chain complex IV. NCBI's taxonomy places the organism in Eukaryota, Metazoa, Arthropoda, Insecta, Lepidoptera, Tortricidae. Bases 102 to 332 code for a protein of 76 amino acids. The transcript has 2 exons. The record is from RefSeq and is a predicted model, not a curated record.